Molecule: messenger RNA, 270 nt
Organism: Arctia plantaginis
Lineage: Eukaryota; Metazoa; Arthropoda; Insecta; Lepidoptera; Erebidae
Source: the annotation of a GenBank genome assembly
AUGGUUAGCUAUACAUGCCCGUAUGUCAUUCACAAGAUUACGUCGAAAGGUCGUCACGCUGAAAUCGAGGUGUUGUCGACGAGACCGCAGCGCCGCGGUGCGGCGUGCAGCGGACAUAGAGAGCGGUUCAGACAAGUGGUUCCCGCCAAAACAGUCGCAGGCUGUGGCGCGAAGGCUCGUGAUUGGUCGGCGCGGGCGGCGGCGGCGGCGCGCGCGCAAGGCCGCCGGUUUUCCCGCGAACAAUGCCAAAUGGUGCAUUUGUCAAGGUGA